AUGGAUUUUCCCCAGCCUAAGUUCCCGGCUCGGAUAGGCGGCCUAUCGUGGAAUGACGACGGCGAUGACUCCGACUCGGAAUCAGAAUCGGGAUCCAUGGGAAGCGGCGUGGGCCUCUUAGGAGGCUCUGGCGAAAUUCCCCGCUCCGAAAGCUCCGCCUGGAAAGCCGGCCGCGGGGGAAGCGUAGGGGGAGGAGGGGAGAGAAGUGGGAGUUUAUUAGGGGGUGCUGGCGACAUAGCAGGUAUCGGGUUCAGCGGCGGGCUCAGCGGCGUAAUUAGCGGCGGAAUUAGCGGCGCUAGCAGCGGCAGCGGAGGGGGAGGAGGGGAGAGGAGGGUGAAGUUCGAUACUCCAGACGCUCCGGCAUCGGUCUCGACCACAGGCGGAGCUCCAGCUCCUCCUAAGCCUCGUCAUUCCCGCGCGCUGUCGUCCGAAGCUCCUGACUUGCUCGCGCCCAAACCUAACGCCCGCCGUGCACGGACGACUGCCUCUGCUAUUUUUACUCGGCCUAAUCAACCAAGCGUUUCAGGCUCCGAUAGUAUUCCCCAAGACGCCUCCGCGGACAGAUUCGCUUCCCCCGGGGGGUUUCGCCGGCAGCGCCAAGACUCCAUUGGGGGAGGCAUCCCUGGCGCGGGGGGGAUGCGCCAGAUGCUCACUCCGGGCAGCGCCGCCGCAGCAGCCGCGCGGCAGCGGCGCAUGUCCGUCCAAUUCGCGUCAGGCUUCUCAAAACCCACGGGAUUGCAGCUGCCAGGGUCCGUGGGGCAAGGCGGACCCAUGACCCCCACCGCUGGAGGCAACCCCACAACUGCGACUAAGAAAGUGCAGAAAUCGAUGAUGAUGUGCAUGGAUCCGACGUGUAACGCGUGCCCGCCUGAAAUGCAUGCUCUGCGGAAUAAGAAACUCAUGGCUCAGGUUAUAGACGAGUUUCCGGAGCCUAUGGCAAGGCCCACGAGGCGAGGGGGGAGGGGAGGCGGAAGGGGAGGAGGAGGGGAUGAUGAUGAUGACAGUGAUUAUGAUUUUGAUGAUGAUGAUGACGAUGAUGAUGACGAGUAUGGGUAUGAUUAUGACGCGGAGCAGGGGCAGCGGACGAUUGUGCGCUUCUGUGGAGUCACUUGCUUCACAUACACCUCCAAGCCGCCAAAGCGCAAAAAGCGCAAGUCGCGGUGGACCAAAGCCUGGCAGGACGUGCAGGACUUCUUUCAGCCCGUCAGCAUGCUGUGGCAGCCGUGGGGCAUCCUGAACCCGCAUUCCAAGUUCAUGGCGCGGUGGAACAAGGUGUUCAUGGUGGCGUCCAUUCUUGGAUUCACCAUUGAUCCCUGGUUCCUCUUCACCCUCCAGGCGCUCAACCAAGUGGCGCCCCAGCCGGCCAUGCUGUGCCUCACUCUUGACUGGACGGCAGCCAUCACCUUCACUGUGCUGCGCUCCUUUGUCGACCUCUGCUACGUCAUUCAAAUCGUCGUUCAGUUCCGCAUGGCCUACAUCGUGCCGCCCCCCACCAACCGCAAGAACCGCUUCUUCCGCCGCUGGUGGGCCGACCGCUCCCUGCAGAGCCCAGGCGACCUCGAGUUUGACGCGCGCGUCAUUGCCAGCCGCUACCUGCGCUCCUGGUUCCUCAUUGACGUGCUGGCUGCCCUGCCCAUCCCCCAGAUAGUGAUGCUGGUGAUAGUGCCAAUGAUGGGUCGAUCAGUCCCCUCCAACACCGGAGUCGCCAUGACAGUGCUCUGCCUCGCAGCCCUCUUCGCUCAGAACGUCCCCCGAGCCAUCCGCUUCUUCCCCAUCCUCUCGGGCAACGCGCCGCACGUCACGGGACUCGUGUUUGAGACGGCGUGGGCCAACUUUCUCCUCAACUUCGUGUUCUAUCUCAUGGCGUCCAACAUCGUGGGCAGCAUGUGGUACUUUCUCGCUGCCUCGCGCUUCACAACGUGUAUGGCGGGCCAGUGUGCCACUCAGGGAGACGCCUGUCAGCCCGAGUACAUGUACUGUGUCGACCAAAACGCCAUCGCCUACCAGAACCCAGCAGCCGAGGCCGCGUGGGCCACAGGCCCUGCCAGCGCAUGCCUGGUGUCAGACAAUCCGAGCAGUGACGCCCCGCCUACCCCAAUCGAUUACGGUAUCUUCACCAACGCGGUUCCGCUCGUGGUGGAAGGCGCGUUUCUCUCCAAGUACAUCUACUCCUUCUUCUGGGGCUUCCAGCAAGUGAGCACACUAGCGGGCAAUCUGCAGCCGUCGAGGUGGGAUCCCGAGGUGCUCUUUGUCAUCCUCGUUAUAGGGCUGGGGCUCGUGCUGCUCGCACUGCUUAUUGGCAACAUCUCCAACUUUCUACAAGCGCUCAGUAGAAGGUCUUUUGAGUACCAGUUGCAGCGGCAUGACAUUGACUCGUGGAUGGAGAGACGCAACCUGCCCCUCAGCCUCCAAAAGCGCGUGCAGAAGCAGCAGCGGCUGCACUGGGUGGCAACGAGGGGAGUGGAGGAGGCGGAGGUGCUGGAUAAGCUGUCGGACGACAUUCAGACGGACGUGCGCCGCAGCCUCUGCCUCGAGCUUCUGCAGUGUUCGGCGCUCUUUUUCGCCAUGGAGCCGCAGGUCCUGGACGCGUUUUGUGAGAAGCUGAGGCAGCAGCUGUACAUAGAGGGCACGGUCAUCCUCAAGGAGGGGUACCCCGUGUCGCGCCUCUUCUUUGUGCUGCGCGGCCAGCUCGAGAGCUACACCACCAUCGGCGGGCGCGCAGGCUUUGUGGACAGUGUGCUGCUGGGGAAGGGGGACUUUCUGGGGGAGGAGCUUCUGGUGGAAUACCUCGAGAAGCUGUCGGACGGCAACAAGAGCCGACGCUCAGGCACCCAGAUUCGCUACCUGGGCCGAUCCAUAACGAUGGGUGCGAGCGCAUCGGCGUCAGCAGCAGCGCUGGGCACAUUAGCAAUCGACGUGCUGCCGACAGCGCAGCGCACGGUGCGGUGCAUCGGGCCCGUUGAGGGCUACGAGCUUGAAGCCACCGAUGUGGCCGUGGUGUGCCGGCAGUUCGCCCGCAUGCUCGCCACCAGCAAGAUCCAGGCGGCCCUCAAUGAGUGCUGUCACAACCGACGCACACACGCCGCCAGAACCAUCCAGCUCGCAUGGAGGCGGCACCUGAGAAAGAAAUACGGACUGACCAUCCAGCAGGUUAUGAGUGCAGUGAACCAGAACCGCAUGCAGCUGGUGGUGCGCAAGGCGCUGGAGUUGCAGGUUGGGGGGGGCAGCGCACGCAGAGACAGUGAAGCUGGGGAGGAUUCAAGAAACAACAGCAGGCGGAUGUGA
Closterium sp. Naga37s-1 is the source of this 3285-nucleotide messenger RNA. The record is from the annotation of a GenBank genome assembly. NCBI's taxonomy places the organism in Eukaryota, Viridiplantae, Streptophyta, Zygnematophyceae, Desmidiales, Closteriaceae.